ACGCAAAAGAUGCUUGCACAACAGGGGAUUCAAGUAGAGGCAACGGGCGGGGACGUUCAGAGCGUUAAUAUAUCAGCUUUGCACGGAACCAAUCUAGAUAUCUUGACAGAAUCUAUAGUAUUACAAGCUGAACUCGUGGGAUUAAAGGGUGACCCGACAGGGUUAGUCGAAGCUAUCGUAAUCGAGUGUUCUACUGAUCAUUAUCGUGGCAAAUUAGCGACAGCUUUAAUUCAACGUGGCACUCUGAGGAAGGGUGCAUUUCUUGAAUAUACUAUCAAAGUUUGUAUGGAAAAUCCGGAGACACUCACAACAUAAUAUAUAAGCUCUUUGACGAUGUUAAAAAGGAGAUAAACAAGAGACUUCCAUUGGUUGAUGCCGAAGAAGUGAUAGGUAUGAGAGAAGUAAAGAAAUCAAUUUCUAUUUCAGAAAAAUAUCUGAAUUCCCUGUUGCGCAAGCAUCUUUUGCGUUCUUGUCUGAAAACAUACAUUACAUACUAUGUUGCUCUAUUUUUAAUGAUUCUAUUGUACAUUUAAUUUCACAAAAUAAGUGUUCAAAAAUAUCAGAUUUUUUUAUG
Molecule: messenger RNA, 574 nt
Organism: Wasmannia auropunctata (little fire ant)
Lineage: Eukaryota; Metazoa; Arthropoda; Insecta; Hymenoptera; Formicidae
Product: translation initiation factor IF-2, mitochondrial-like
Exons: 2
Coding region: 10-315 (101 amino acids)
Source: RefSeq, a predicted model, not a curated record